This is a messenger RNA of Rotaria sp. Silwood2, 1038 nucleotides long. Lineage: Eukaryota; Metazoa; Rotifera; Eurotatoria; Philodinida; Philodinidae. The record is from the annotation of a GenBank genome assembly.
AUGAAAGAAAAACCAUCUGUAAGUGCAAACGACGGUGAAAAUAAAGAAAGUAUAACACUCAUUUGGUUUGAUCCAAAUAUUGGUUCACGUGAAAAUACAGAAAUCACAAAACAGCAGCUUCAUUCGAUUAAUGAUUAUGUUAUUUUUCAUAUCGAUCUUGAACGGUGUAUUAAAUUUAUUCAAACCACUAAUAAAGAAAAGAUCUUUUUAAUUACAUCAGGAUCAAAAGCAUCACAAAUUUUACCUCGAAUUUGUUCUUUUCAUCAAAUCGAUUCCAUUUUUAUCUUUUGUAUGAAAAAAGAAAGAUAUGAAUAUUUAUUAAAUGAAUAUUGCAAUAUAAUUGGUAUUUAUAUUAAUCUUGAUGAUUUAUGUAAAUCAAUUAAAGAACAAACUGAUCUUGUUAAUAAGCAAAUACAAACAUUUUCUUUUUUUGAUCAACAUGAAAAAUCGAUCAAAGAUUUAUCCAAAGAAUCCGCACAGUUUCUUUGGUUUCAAGUAUUCAAUUAUGUUAUUUUUCGUCUCCCCCGAGAUCAACAAGCAAAAGAACAAAUGAUUCAAAUGUGUAAAGAAUAUUAUCGUGGAAAUACAAAAGAAAUGAAAUUAAUUCAAGAGUUUGAACAAAAUUAUAGAGCAGAAGAUGCAAUUCGUUGGUAUUCAAAACAAUCAUUUGUUUAUAAAUUAAUUAAUAAAGCAUUAAGAACAGAAGAUGUUGAUCUAUUAUAUAAAUUUCGUUUUUUUAUUGGUGAUCUUUCUGGAAGUCUUCAAUGCCAACAUGAAAAGAUCGUAAAAUCAGAAGAAAAAAUUUUGAAUGUUUAUCGAGGAGUGAUACUGGACAGAGAAGAAUUUGAUAAAUUAAAAGAAAAUCAAGAAAAGCUUAUUUCAACAAAUGGAUAUUUAUCAACUAGUCGAGACAGAUCAUUAGCAUUAAGUUUUGCAUUAAAACCAACAAAAAGAAUUGAUGUUAUUUCUGCUCUUUUCCAUAUCCGAUGUCAUAUUAAACAAAUUGAUAAAAAUAUUAUUUUUGCUGACAUUAAUGAA